AUGAUGGCCCACCUCACACGGCAAGAAGUGCUCGACUCCGGCACCGUGUCGCAGACGUACAAAGCCGCUUUCGAUUCGCGGCCCGUCGAUAUCAGCGGGACAGAUAUCUCAGGAUGGCGAACCUCUCGCGCUGAACACUUACAGAAGCUCAGACAGUUUUACCCGAUUCCUGGCCCUAUCCCACAUCUAGUCACUGAGUCGUUGCACGAUGUACCUACAAGAGAUAGCACGAGCAUUAGGGUCAAGGUUUAUCAGCCCGUCAAGGGUGAGCCAAAGGAUGGUAGCCCCCUGAUCAUGAUGUAUCAUGAAGGAGGCUGGAUGAUGGGGGAUCUGACAGAUGAGGAUCUGAAUUGUAGAAUGUUUGCUAGAGAUCUGGGAGCGGUUUGCGUGAACGUUGAAUACCGACUUGCGCCUGAACACAAGUUCCCCACCGGCGUGAACGACUGCUACGACGCACUGAAAUGGGCCGUCGCCAACGCUAAGACACUGGGAGCAGACCCCGGACGCGGAAUCAUCGUUGGCGGUGCAUCUGCGGGUGGAAACAUCGCUGCUGUCCUGGCCCUACUUGCUCGUGACGAGAAAUUAGAUCCUCCCAUCACCGGCCAGUAUCUGUGUGUUCCGGCACUACUGCCAGAUACCAAUGUCCCGCCCUGCCUUGCUCACCUCUACGAAUCACGCCUCAUGAAUAUAUACGACCCCGUUCUGAAAGGCGGUCUGCAACCUGGCAGCGUAGAGCCCAUCUACGAGCCCGAUUUGACCUCACCGCUUUGGGAUCCAUUUAGCCACCCAGAUGGACACAAAGGCGUAGCGAAAGCUUUCUUCCAAGUUGGCGGAUUAGAUCCAUUGAGAGAUGAGGCGGUGUUGUAUGACGGAAAAUUGAGGGAGGCUGGGGUUCUGACGCGGUUUGAGUUGUACAGUGGAUACGGUCAUAUGUUUUGGACGAACUAUCCUGAAUUGGAGGAGAGUAGCAAGUUUGUCGAAGACGCUUUGAAAGGUCUUAAAUGGCUAUUGGAAGACACUAGGGGUUCAGAGGAGGACACCAGAUGA
Ascochyta rabiei is the source of this 1047-nucleotide messenger RNA. RefSeq lists its product as uncharacterized. NCBI's taxonomy places the organism in Eukaryota, Fungi, Ascomycota, Dothideomycetes, Pleosporales, Didymellaceae. The record is from RefSeq and is a predicted model, not a curated record. Bases 1 to 1047 code for a protein of 348 amino acids. Gene Ontology annotation, molecular function: hydrolase activity. The transcript is spliced from 2 exons.